Molecule: messenger RNA, 2916 nt
Organism: Fusarium proliferatum ET1
Lineage: Eukaryota; Fungi; Ascomycota; Sordariomycetes; Hypocreales; Nectriaceae
Exons: 5
Coding region: 1-2916 (971 amino acids)
Biological process (GO): lipid metabolic process
Molecular function (GO): protein binding
Source: RefSeq, a predicted model, not a curated record
AUGCCCGGUCACGAUAUUCGACUUCUCGCCCUCGAUGGCGGCGGUGUUCGCGGCCUGUCGUCUCUAAUGAUUCUGCAAAAUCUCAUGUCUACUAUCGACCCUGACGCCCCGCCCAAGCCAUGUGAUUACUUCGACAUGAUCGCUGGCACCAGCACCGGCGGCUUGAUCGCCAUCAUGCUAGGCCGCCUCCGAAUGACUGUCGACGAAUGCAUCGCUGCCUACUCGUCGCUAUCCAACAAGGUGUUUGAGAAGAAGAGCCACAGAGUCAAGAUCAAUGGCCAGCUGCAGGGGAGAUUCGACAGCGCAGCGCUCGAGCAGGCCGUCAAGCAGACCCUGGCGGACAGUGGCCACAGCAAGGACGCUCUUCUCAAAGAUUGCUCUGACGAUGCCUGCAAAGUCCUCGUCUGCGCGACGAGCAAAGAGACAGGAGACACGGUGUGCCUGACCAGCUACCGCCCCGCCCGCGGGGUCGCUCACCUGUACGACUCCACCACGAUCUGGCAAGCCUGCCGGGCUACAUCUGCCGCGACCACUUUCUUCGAUCCGAUUGCCAUCGGGCCUUACCAAGAGCAGUUCGUCGACGGCGCUCUAGGAGACAACAACCCUGUCUACACGCUCUGGACCCAAGCCCAGGACGUUUGGGGCGAGGACCAGUUGCGGAGCCGUCUGCGGUGCCUGGUGUCAAUCGGUACGGGCGUACCCGCGCUCAAGCCCGUGCGCGAUGACGUUCUGGGCAUCAGGGCCACGUUGACAAGCCUUGCGACGGAAACAGAGAAGACGGCGGAGCAAUUUCGUCGCGACAAGUCGAGCCUCGACGACGAAGGUCGCUACUACCGCUUCAAUGUCUCUCGCGGCCUCGAGCAUGUCGGCUUGGCAGAGUCAAAGAAACAGCGCGACAUUGCAGCGGCGACUGGACGGUAUGUCGCGUCGCAGGAUGUGUUUAGACAGAUGAAGGCGUGCGCCAACGGGCUUGCGCGAAGGCAAUAUUUUGGCCCUUUCAAGACACCCUUCAACCUGGACGGUGUCCCCGCAUCGGAUAAGUUUGUCGCUAGGCCGGCCGACACGAUCGAACUGGAGAACUGCCUUCUCCCGCAGCGAUCACAUGCCCGACGGACAGGCAGGAAAAUAUUUGUCCUUUUCGGACUCGGCGGUGUAGGAAAGACGCAGCUAUCCAUUGAUUUCGCCCGACGCCACCAGGCCGCUUUCAGCUCGGUCUUCUGGCUCGACGGCAGAUCGGAGGACCAGCUGAAGCGAAGCAUCGCCGGCUGCAUAUCUAAGAUCCCCAAAGACCAAGUUCCAGAAACCAGCCGACGCUGGACGGACAGUCGCACUUAUAGCCAGGAUGAACUCGACGACGCCGUGGCGAAUGUGAUGAAGUGGCUUGAGCAACCUGACAACUGCGAAUGGCUAUUGAUCUUCGACAACGUCGACAAAGAUUGGAUCGGUCAAGAAUCUGGAAUGGGCGCUUACGAUCCGAGGCGGUACCUACCUGGCGAUCAUGGGUCGGUGCUGAUCACGACACGGCUUUCUCAUCUGGCACAGCUGGGUGAGUCUCGAAGGUUAGGUCAGGUCAACACGGCCUUGGGCAAGGCCAUACUCGAAACAUGGUUUGGCGGCGAACUUGCUGAGUCUUACGUUGUCGCAGGUCCGGAUUGCGCCAACCUCCUAGAGCUGCUGCACGGGCUGCCACUUGCGCUGGCGCAAGCAGGCUCGUAUUUAAGGGAGAAGAAUAUCGACCCCACAACGUAUGUGCGAAUCUAUAACGAGCAAUGGGACGAGCUGAUGCGUCCUCACGACGCAUCGAACCGUCCACUCUUGGAUUACAACCAGGGAAGCGUCGGGACAACGUGGACCAUUUCGUUCAAGGAAAUCGAGGGUCAGAGCCCCAGUGCUGCCAAACUACUGCGGCUGUGGUCUUACCUCGACAACAAGCAGCUGUGGUAUGGCCUGCUAGCAGUGACAGCAAAUGGUAGAAGACCGCAAGACCGGUGGCCCCAAUGGCUCAGUGAGAUAGGCGGCAACGAGGUGCGAUUCCUCGAUGUAGUCGGGCUACUGCUUCGGUACUCGAUGAUCGAAAUCCACCAAGGAUCGAAAGACGGCUAUUCGAUUCACCCGGUAGUUCACCAAUGGGCGUCGUACUUAGACGGGCAACGACAGGAGGACGAGUGGGCAAGGCUGGCCCUCGCCGUGGUGGGACGGUCGGUGCCCGCGAGGGAAACGAGGGAGUACUGGGUGGUGCAGCGAAAACUGAUUCCACACGCCGAAAUGGUGCGUAGAUGGAUACAAAAGGCGGUGGGCAGGUGGUAUAUCGGAGACCAGUUGGUGAUAGACUCACUACAUAUGCUGGGGAUGCUCUACGCGGACCAGGGCAAGCUUCCAGAAGCGGAGGCGAUGUAUAAGCGAGCAUUAGAAGGGAACGAGAAGGCGCUUGGACGGGAUCACACAUCGACCCUCGAUACAGUCAACAACUUGGGAAAUCUCUACGCGAACCAGGGCAAGCUUCCGGAAGCCGAAGCGAUGUAUAAGCGAGCAUUAGAAGGGAGGGAGAAGGCGCUUGGACGGGAUCACAUAUCGACCCUCAGCUCAGUCAACAACUUAGGAAUUCUCUACGCGGACCAGGGCAAGCUCCCAGAAGCCGAAGCGAUGUAUAAGCGAGCAUUAGAAGGGAGGGAGAAGGCAUUUGGACGGGAUCACACAUCGACCCUCGAUACGGUCAACAACUUGGGAAAUCUCUGUGUGGACCAGGGAAAGCUUCCAGAAGCCGAAGCGAUGUAUAAGCGAGCAUUAGAAGGGUACGAAAAGAUCCUUGGACUAAGUCAUCCCAAGACGUAUACUGUUAUACGCAACUUGCAACUUUUGUACUCCAGCCGAGUAAAUGCGCCAACCAGGCCUGGAAAGAAUGGCCCAGUUAGUUAG